AUGGGAGAUGCUUCUCAUGCGUCUCAUGUUAGGUCUCGUACUUAUGCUGAUCAGGUGAAGGGGAAGCAACAGCUUCCAACAACAUCUAUUGAUCUCAGUUCUUUACCAUUGCCAACGUUAAAAGAAGGCAAACCAGCGAUUGUUUUACCUGAAUCUUUCUAUUUGGAAGGUUGUGAUAUUUGGAAAUUCAGUCUUAUUGGACGUUUAGAUUUCAAAGGAAUUACUUUCCAAGAGGUGAAGGUUGAUUUGGAACAUCAAUGGCAGCUAGGUCAAGGUGCGGUUCAGCUAAUUCCUAUGAGUAGAGGUUUCUUCACCAUCAAGUUACAAUCCCAAACAGCAAAAGACAAGCUUUUGAAUGCUGAAGCUUGGUUUUUGAGGCAUCAAAAGCUAACCCUAAUUGAAUGGUUUCCUGGUUUUGAUGCUGAAAAAAAAAUAUCAUCUCAUGCUUCCGUGUGGGUUUCUUUUCCAGGGCUUCCAUUAGAAUUCUGGACAGAAAAAACGCUAUUGUCCUUGGAUAAAUCAUUAGGAACUCCAAUUGUGGUUGAUAGACGUACUCUUGCUCAUGAAUAUGGUCACUUUGCAUCAGUUUUGGUGGAUAUUAAUUUUGCUGAAGCAGCUACUGAUGCUAUUCAUAUUACGGUUGGGGGUUUAGAUUUUUGGCAAUCUGUUGAGAUUCAAAAAGUUCCAAAAUAUUAUUCCAAGUGCAAGUUGAUUGGGCAUACUGAUCAUGAAUGUAGAAAGCAGCACAAGGAAAAUACUGAGCGACAACUUGUGGUAAGCAAACAAGUUAGCGUUGAUGAUUCUCAACCUGGCGUGAGCAAUAUUCCUAAACCUGCUGGUGGGGAAUGGCAAGUGGCUAGGCGUAAGAAGAAGGGUAAAAAAAAAUCUCACAACGUCAAUGUAGAUGUUCGUGAUGUUGUUGAUAAUAUUGCUGGUGAAGAAGCUGAUGUGGAGUUUGCUGCUAAGCUGGUGAAGGCUCAGCAGUUGGAGGUUGUUAUGGCACAAGCCAAAGAUGAUUUUGAAUCUGUCUAUGUUGAAUUGGCGAGAACUAAACAAGCGCAGGCUUCAAAAUCAGUUUUAGUUAAGAAUGGAAAAGUGGAUGUGGAGGAGAGUUCAGCUGAUGCAAAGUUUAGGGCUGAUCAAGAAGCUAGGCGUGUUCGCAUGCAAUCCAUGCAUAAGGUAGUGAAUACUACUGAGGGUAGGAAUACUUCUGAUUCCGAGUCCCUUCAGGACUCCAAUUUGAGAAUUUGUGCUGAAAAAGGAAGUUUACCAAGAAUUAAUUCUGGUGCAACUUCUCAGAUUGAUAUUAACUCCUCCAAAACUGGUUUUUAA
Messenger RNA from Papaver somniferum (opium poppy), 1332 nucleotides. RefSeq lists its product as uncharacterized. The transcript has 2 exons. The coding region runs from base 1 to 1332 and encodes 443 amino acids. Lineage: Eukaryota; Viridiplantae; Streptophyta; Magnoliopsida; Ranunculales; Papaveraceae. The record is from RefSeq and is a predicted model, not a curated record.